GCGACCGAUUCUCAUCAGAUGUUCAACUCGCACGUGUCAUGUCAACAUUCGUUAUUCGCUCGCAACAUUCAUUGACGUGCGGGUGGAGUGUCAACUGUGAGCAAGUCGGUGUUUCCUAUGUGAAUUCGCGUGUAAACAAUACACAAAACAUCCAAUUACCCCCGCAAUUUACAAAUUACAUCCGCGUGAGUGAAGUUGAGUUAGUGUCAUUUGAAAUUAUUAGUGAUUUAGUGCAAUAUUCUGUUCUAAUCUCUGCUAAGAUGAGCAAACCCUUGAAUACGUUGUGUGAUAUGCUGGAGACUUACGGGGGGAGAGAUAAGGUAAUGAAAGCAUUAUGUUACAGCGCAAAACUUGUAGCUGGUCUACAAGCCAAAAAAAAUCCGGAAUUGGCGAAAAAAUUCGGAACAUUCAGUUCAAAAAUAUCAGGCGCUCGAGCAACCCUUCGCCUAGUAGAUGAUUUCCCCAUGUUGCAGUACUCACUCGAAUAUGGUUUAGGAAAGUCGGAACCUGAUCGAACUAUGUCAAUUCUUGGAGUCCUAGCGAAUAUCGUAGACCAUAUUUAUUACCCAGUAGAGAAAAUUUGUUGGCUUGCCGAGCAUAAUCUCAUAAACGUCCAAGACCCAGACAAAUGGGACGUGAUAAAUUCAGUAUUUUGGGUGAUGUCAAUUUAUUUGAAUUUAAUGAGGACAUUGCGAAACUUUGCCAUGAUGCAAGAGCAUAAAACAUGUCUAAAUUCUGCAAGCAAUUCGAAAGAAAAUAUCGAAAAAAUUCUGGCUAGGCAGCGAAUGGAAAUAAUUACAAUAGUUCGGUUAACCUUAGACUUCACCCACGCCGUCAGUACGCUACCAAAAGGGUGGCUUUGGGGCGGCCGACUAGAAACGUGGCAUGUGGGAUUGAUUGGAACCACCUCGGCAGCGAUAGGAAUUUAUCAAUUCAUCAAGAAACGCUCCAAACACUAAUAUUCAAAUCGUACCUGAUGACCUGAUCUACUGUAAUUGACGAUAUUUGUAUUUUUUAUAAAUUUAUAGAAGGAGUUUUGCUAUUUUUAAUAUUUUAACAUUUGAACUGAAAGCAAAAUGUGAAUGGUAUGAGUGUGUCAAGUGCAAAGUAAUUUAUAUUCUAUUUUAAUAUAAUCUGAUGGUAAAAGUAAUUGCAAUUGGUAUUUAAGCGCAACGAACUGCAAUAAUUCAUGUAAGCACCAUGAAGUUAAGAAAAUAUAUUGUUGACUAUUG
Hermetia illucens (black soldier fly) is the source of this 1232-nucleotide messenger RNA. It is a transcript of the gene Pex11c, whose product is annotated as peroxisomal membrane protein 11C. Gene Ontology annotation, biological process: peroxisome fission. Gene Ontology annotation, cellular component: peroxisomal membrane. The record is from RefSeq and is a predicted model, not a curated record. The coding region runs from base 39 to 959 and encodes 306 amino acids. The transcript has 5 exons. Lineage: Eukaryota; Metazoa; Arthropoda; Insecta; Diptera; Stratiomyidae.